AUGAAACCAGGAGCUACUGCCCUUGAACUCUGGAAUCAUCUUGAAGAAAUCUUUCCAGAAAAUAAAGCUACUGGAGCAGUGUAUUUAGAAGAGCAAUUCAACACCACACGUUCUGACUCUUUCUCUAAUCUCACUGAUUACUCCUCUCGCCUCAAGAAUCUCGCUGAUCAACUCGCCAAUGUGGGUAACCCUAUAUCUGAAACUAAAAUGGUGUUACAACUUAUCGUAGGUUUGACUAAAGGUGAUUAUGACACUAUAGCUACCCUCAUUCAACAAACCGAACCUCUGCCAAGCUUCAACAAAGCAUGUUCUCAAUUAAUUCUUGAAGAAAUCGCAAGCCCUAAUCACCAGCUCUGCCACUCCAAAAUUGUCAGACUCCUCUUCUGA
Molecule: messenger RNA, 387 nt
Organism: Lactuca sativa (garden lettuce)
Lineage: Eukaryota; Viridiplantae; Streptophyta; Magnoliopsida; Asterales; Asteraceae
Source: RefSeq, a predicted model, not a curated record